Histoplasma capsulatum G186AR is the source of this 630-nucleotide messenger RNA. RefSeq lists its product as uncharacterized. The record is from RefSeq and is a predicted model, not a curated record. The coding region runs from base 1 to 630 and encodes 209 amino acids. The transcript has 2 exons. NCBI's taxonomy places the organism in Eukaryota, Fungi, Ascomycota, Eurotiomycetes, Onygenales, Ajellomycetaceae.
AUGCACGCUGUCCAUCUUCGCCAACUUCUCCGCUCUAUUGCUUGGAUGGCUGUUGCCCCCAUGUCCUGCUGCUACAGCCUUGCUCUCCGCCAAGCCCCAUCUGAAAUUGAUGGUCCACGGCAUCGAGUUGUAGGGCGCGAUGUGGAAAUUAUUCCGGGCAGUGUCGGAGAUGUCGACACAGAUAGAAAUUGGUCUCAAUCAGGGCAGGGGUCUAUCAACAUCUCCCAGGGUGGCAUAAUCGCAAUAGCUGUGAUUGUCGGUAUCGUUGUUAUUCUAGGAGACUUUGCGGUCGAAGUAACAUCCGCGGUCCUGUUUUAUAUUGCCAAAAAGCGAUCAUGGGAAAUUCGAGCCUCGAUACGUCGAUCAGCAAGGCGCCUUGCGACCCCGUUGACACCUCGACGCUUUUCAACAGCUCCGACUUCAAGCAAACCAAGAAACCGCGAGGAGCAAAAGAAGCCAAAAGAAGCUUUACAGCAAAGAAAAUCUGGUGGACGAGAAGAAAUGCUGCCGCCAUUCGAUAGGGAUGUGGAAAAGGCAGCUGAUGCCAAAUCUCCCACUGGCAAAAGCGAGUUCGAGCCAUUUUCGCCAAAAGGAUGGAAGCAAAUGAUUCCCUUUGGGAGUGCUCGAUAA